CAGCCGUGCAGAGCCGAGCCGGGUAGUGGGGCUGUUGGACCUGAAUGCAAGUUAGCGGGCUGGUAGUGACUGACACCGAGGGCUCUAGGGACAGCGAGGAAGAGCCGGAGCCGCCCUCGCUGCGUCCUCCAGGCGGUGUGGACCAGGUGCCCGGGCGUUUGCGGCUGUCGGCGGAGCUCCGGGUGGCGCCCCCUCCCCCGGACCUAGCUGCCUCCGGGAUUGGCGCAGGUGGGCAAGGCAGGGCACCGCAGACUGCCCUGUUCCCACCGAGCGGUUUCUCUCCCUUUCUGCAAGCGGGAGGCGCCAUCCUAAAAAUAUGUAAAUAUCCGAGCGCUGACUCCUGGCUGGGGCACCAGCCAAGUCCCAGAGCCGCCGCAGGGUGUUUUACAUGAAAAUGAGAAGCCUGACAGGAUCCGUGCUCUAACUUAAGGCAGCUCGGUGAUUAGCAGGAGGCUGAGCGGCUUCCCGGCUUCCUGUCCUUCAAUAGCCAUUCUGCGCGCUCGCGACUGAGCAGCGGUGCCGCCGUGCGGGUGGCGAUCGGCAGGCUCCGCAUCCUUGGCAGCCAUGGCUCCCGUCGCCGCCGCGGCCAGUAAGUAGGAGCAUGCCUGUGUAGGGGGGCACAUGCGUGUCGGCGCGCGCGCGCACACACGCACACGCACACACGCACGCACACCACCCUGAGCCUUGGAAGGAGGAAGAUCGACGAGGCGCUGCAGUCGCGAGGACUCUUCCUGGAUUCGGCAGGAGCCCGCCGCCGCAGCUGCUGACUGCAGAGCCUGCUCGGAUCCUGUGCACACGCGCCCCCCAUCCGAGCCUCUGUAAUGAAGACGGCCUCCCGAGGGCUGCAGGGGAGGCAGAGCCAGCCCGCGCCCGGGACUGCGGGCCGCGCGGCUGAUAGGCCCAGGGGGACACGACUUGGACACUGUCAUCCCCACGCCUCGCUCUGAGCCGCCCGGUGCGGAGAGGGUCUGCCGCCGCCCCUCCGGCUUCCCGGGCGCCCGAUCCCGGGUCACCCCCGGAGGCCUGGGCUUCCUCAUUUGUUUGGGUCUUUUGUGCCGUGGCUCACAGUUGGCUAAGCACUCCUCCGCUGAAUCGGGCCAUUGUCUGCGCUCCCAUUGCUUUCACGCUGCAAGUCUCGGCGCCCUCACCCCGCCCGCCCCCUCCCCGCCUCCUCCUGGCCGGGGAGCCUCCUAACGUGCCUUUCCCCCCAGGAAUCUGGAAGCUAUAAGCCGGGCGGAUUGCAAAUGAAGUGUAAUGCAUUGUGGGACGUGUGUAAAAUCGGAGCCUUCGCCGUUGGGGGGGUGUGGGGGCGUGGGGAGGGCCGGACCCGCCGCUGGCGGUGUAGACGCUGACGAGGAGGGGCUGGGAAAAUGCGCGCAGAGUCCGCCCGGGUCGUGCCCGCCGUAGACGGAUGAAGCCGCGCGCUGCGCCCCGGCGCUGAGGCCCCGAGGAUCGGGGCAGCGGGUCGCCCUCCCCACCAUGAAGAAGACCCGGAGCACAACCUUGCGGCGAGCCUGGCCUAGCUCGGAUUUCUCGGACCGGGCCUCGGACCGCAUGAGGUCCCGCAGCGAGAAGGACUACCGCCUGCACAAGCGCUUCCCCGCGGCCUUCGCGCCCCAGGCUUCUCGGGGCUACAUGACAUCAGGUGAUGUGUCACCAAUCAGUAUGUCUCCCAUCAGUCAAUCUCAGUUUAUCCCACUCGGGGAAAUCCUUUGCUUGGCCAUCUCCGCAAUGAACUCGGCAAGAAAACCUGUCACCCAAGAAGCACUGAUGGAGCACCUGACCACCUGUUUCCCAGGUGUUCCCACCCCAAGCCAAGAAAUCCUCCGGCAUACGCUGAACACGCUGGUCCGGGAGCGGAAGAUCUACCCGACUCCAGAUGGUUACUUCAUCGUAACCCCACAGACUUAUUUCAUAACUCCUUCCCUCAUAAGAACUAACAGUAAAUGGUACCAUUUGGAUGAGAGGAUACCUGACAGGUCUCAGUGUACCUCUCCCCAGCCCGGGACCAUCACGCCCUCUGCCUCAGGCUGCGUCAGGGAAAGAACGUUGCCCAGGAACCACUGCGACUCUUGCCACUGCUGCAGGGAAGAUGUGCACGGCGUGCACACGGCCACCCUGCAGAGGAAGCCCGCCAAGGACUGCAAAGACCCGUACUGCCCUCCUUCCCUCUUCCAGGUGCCACCCACUGAAAAGAGCAAAAGUACUGUCAACUUUUCAUAUAAGACGGAAACUCUCUCCAAACCUAAAGAUAGUGAAAAGCAGUCCAAAAAAUUUGGGCUCAAGUUAUUCCGGCUCAGUUUUAAAAAAGACAAGACCAAACAGCUAGCCAAUUUUUCCGCCCAGUUUCCUCCCGAAGAGUGGCCCCUGCGAGAUGAGGACACGCCAGCUACUAUCCCUCGGGAGGUGGAAAUGGAGAUCAUUCGGCGUAUUAACCCAGACUUGACUGUGGAAAAUGUCAUGAGGCACACUGCACUAAUGAAGAAACUUGAAGAAGAGAAAGCGCAUAGGAGUAAAGCCGGGUCCUCCGCCCAUCACAGUGGAAGAAGUAAAAAGAGUCGGACUCAUCGCAAGUCUCACGGGAAGUCUCGGUCGCACAGCAAGACACGAGUGUCCAAAGGAGACCCGUCAGAUGGUUCCCAUCUGGACAUCCCGGGUGAAAGAGAGUAUGACUUUUGCGAUCCUCUUACCAGGGCUCCCCGGGAAGGCUGCUUCAUCAUCGAACACAAAGGUGAUAACUUCAUCAUGCAUAGCAAUGCAAACGUGAUUGAGUCUCAUUUCCCCAUGACUCCAGAAUGGGACGUGUCUGGGGAACUGGCCAAAAGGAGAACUGAGAUGCCUUUUCCUGAGCCUUCCAGGGGAAGCUCCCACUCAAAAGUGCACCGAAGCCACAGCCAUACCCAGGACCGAAGGUCCAGGAAUGAGAGAUCCAACAAGGCCAAGGAGAGGUCCAGAUCCAUGGAUAACUCCAAAGGUCCUCUGGGUGCUUCUUCCCUGGGGAUGCCUGAAGACCUGGCUGAAGGCUGUAGCCAAGAUGACCAGACCCCCAGCCAAUCCUACAUUGAUGACAGUACUUUAAGGCCUACACAGACUGUCAGUCAUCAAAGGGCUCACAUUUCAUCCACAAGCUACAAAGAGGUGUGUAUUCCAGAAAUAGUCAGUGGCAGCAAGGAACCUCCCAGUGUUUGCAGCCUCUUGGAGCCAGGCAAACCGCCCGAGAGUUUGCCAUCCUUUGGUGAACUCAACUCUUGUCCAACAAAAACAGCUGCAGAUGACUAUUUCCAGUGUAACACCUCCAGCGAGACGGUGCUCACGGCGCCGUCACCUCUGGGAAAGAACAAAGAGGACCAUGACACUCUGACCCUGGCGGAAGGGGUGAAAAAGCUGCCUCUGUCGGACAGGCAGGCCCCACAUCCCUCCAGGGAGCCUGUAGGACACAAGGAGGAGUCGCCAAAGGGGCCGGGUGGGGGCCCAGUGGCUUUGGGCGCUGUGGCCGAAGGGAUUGCCAAUGGACGCCUCAUCCAGCAUCACAGUGCCGAGCCCAGCAGCCUGGACAAGAGGAAAGAGAUAUUCAGCAAAGACACACUGUUCAAACCUCUUCACAGCACCUUGUCUGUAAACAGCUAUCACAAAUCAAGCCUGUCCAUCCUCAAAUCUCACCCUAAGACACCUGCGGACACACUGCCAGGCCGAUGUGAGAAACUGGAGCCGUCCCUAGGGACCUCGGCUGCACAAGCCAUGCCAGCUUCCCAGCGUCAGCAGGAGUCAGUGGGGAACCAGGAGGCCUCUUUUGACUAUUACAACGUCUCUGAUGAUGAUGAGUCUGAGGAAGGGGCAAACAAGAACACAGAGGAGGAGAAAAACAGAGACGAUGUGGGCACCAUGCAGUGGCUCCUGGAAAGGGAGAAGGAAAGAGACUUGCAGAGGAAAUUUGAGAAGAACCUCACCCUCCUUGCCCCAAAGGAAACCGACAGCAGCAGCAACCAGAGGGCCACCCAUUCAGCGCGCCUGGACAGCAUGGACAGCAGCAGUAUCACGGUGGACAGUGGAUUCAACUCCCCACGCACUCGGGAGAGCCUGGCUUCCAACACAUCAAGCAUUGUUGAAAGUAACCGUCGUCAGAACCCUACCUGGAGCCCGGCCCAUGGUGGAGCCGGCCCGGCCUUCAAUUUCCGAGCAAGUACGGACAGCCCCACAAACGAAGCUGAGAAAUUACAGAAACCUUCCAGCUGCUUGCAAGCUUCUGUUACUAGUGUGUGACAGUCAUUCUGCGUCAGAUCUCCUGUCUCGUUCGAUACAGCCAAGUUUACGGCACUGGGACUGAUGUUUACAUCUUUGGAAAGACAAGCAUCUCAACGGCAGUUUUUGUGUUGACUUAAACUGUGCUGCUAAGUAGGCUAGGGCAAAAAACAACAACAACAAAAUCUUUAUUUCAGAGUAUUGCUUUUCACAUUUAUGGCUCUGUAGCAACAAGAAUAGCAGUAGGGGUGAUAUGUAUACUUUUGCUUCACUAAUUGUAACUGAGCACACAUAGGAAAGUCUAGACACUGUCAGUGUAAUAUGCAUUUUCGAUGUCAUGCAGUUGCCAAGUCCAUUCUAAAAUGCCACAGAUGCGUGUUGCUCCCAGUCUGUGACCAAGUGGUGCCACAGAACACUGAUCCUUGACACUUCCAAAAACAAAAAACAAAACAAAACAAAAAAAACUAAGCCUCCACAACAUGUCAAAUGCAAGGGUCUACCUUGAGGGAGAUCAAUGCCAAACUGACUAAAAGGGACCCCAGCCCUUUGUGUGUGAAUCGUUUAGGCCCCAGUCAUUUUGCACUGUGAGUUUUCGUGACAAGAUUUUGCAGGAGCCCAUGGAAGUGUGUCAGAAGGGGUCGUGAUCCAAAUACUGGGAGUGUUUGUUUUCAGGAUUUUAAGUGUCAUGGAUGCUUGUCUGAUUUUUUUAACCUUCCAUAAUCACAAACAGGAAUAUAGGCCUUUGAAUCUGAAAUGGACAAAGGAAGGGUCUCCCAGCCUGGCUGGGGCACAGGACUAAGUGAUGGGAGAGGUAGUGGGGACUUGUAAAGGUGUUCAUCAGAUACUGAAGGAAGAUCAUUUCCUCCUUGUGAUACUUGACGGUGAUGCUAUCUUACUAUAAUAGAUAUGAUCAUUUGUUUAAAAUCAAAAUGUUCUUUGUGAUACAAAUGAAGACUACGGCCUGGGGACGUUAUUCUUUCUAAUGGAAGGACAUAAAUCUAUUUUAUGUAGUUUUAAAUAGAAUGCCUAAAUUAGGCUGUGGGAGAGAAUUUUUAGUGGUUAUAGGAAAGAGCAAAUUUAGAGGGAGUUGAACUUCAGGCCUUUUAUUCCUGGGAAGAUAUCUAUAGAGAAAACUUUAAAAUACUUUUUGAUUAGAAAUAUACAUGUGCCCAUGUAAUUAACAACAGAAUGUGAUCAUUCUGCAAGUGUGGUGUAAUCCUAACUUGUACGCCCCUGAAAUUUAUUAGAAUCACAAUUAUGCAUACAUGAACUAUGCCAGAGUAAUGUUUACAGAUACUUCAUAACCAGUUUCAGGAGGCAUCUUUAGGUAGAUGUAUAGUUUUUUUAGCCCAACUUAUUUCAGAAUCGUUUGUUAACAUUUUGCUUUGGUUUACAAUAUGUCAUGUUGAAUACAAAGAAGUUUCUCAGCAGCAAAGGGAUUACAAAUAACCGAGAUUCAGCCUUCUAAGAGAGAGGCACCGCAAAGUUCCCAUGUCUUAUUUUAUAAGAACCAUGGAAUAAAUCUAUAGAUAGUGGAAAAUUAUUCACAAAAAGGUUACAUGUGACACGAGUAAAUGGUCUGACAAAAAGUUUUAUUUAGUUAAGUGGCAUGUGAUGUUUGGAGCCAUAUACCAUAAAAUAUAUAUCCAAAUAUUUUCACCUCAGAUUUCAGGAAUUGGCAUAGAAUCUGUGAAACACUUCUGCUUCGGUAUUAGGUUGAAUCACUAGCCAUCUGUUUAAAGAGUGGAGUCAUAUACACAGUUGAACUAUUUCUUGAAACAUUUGGAUCCUUCCUCAUGCUUUUUUCAGAUAUCUGGAAGUUGCAUUGGGUCAAACUGGACUCAUCAAGUUUAGUAUAGAUUCCUUUUUUUGUGCUUAUAGUGAAACUUGAGCACGUUUCUUGGCAAACUCCCACACCUUUAAUAUGCUUAAGUCAAUUGGCUUUCAGUCUCAUGCCUUAUUUCCUCCAAGGCAUGCCUUGAUUGCUCAGAAAUGCACUCUUCUCUCACUGCUUAAAUUUGUCUGGGAGGAAUGAUAACGUAUCAAAUAGACCAUAUACAGAGUCUGUUUCCUUGGGGAGUUGUAUGCCACACAGUUACUAAAUUCUUUUUUUUCCCCAAAACCCUGCCCUCCAGCGUCUGUCAUACUAUCAGUUCAUAAAUAAUAGAACCAUUGAAACAAUACAUCAGCCUCUAGCUGAUCCUCCUAAAGUAGCCAUUAUAAUAAUCAAAUACUGUGUGAACAGCAAAGGAAAGCAUUACCUUUAAGAGAAGCUUUAAAAUAUGAAUUUAUCAAUAUUUCACAAGAACUAGGUUUACAGAAGACAUUGGAAUAAAAUGUGUACCACUCUUUGCCUGAUGCUAUGAGGUACAUGAUUAAAAAAAAAAAAAAAAAAAAAAAAAAA
Messenger RNA from Mesoplodon densirostris (Blainville's beaked whale), 6643 nucleotides. It is a transcript of the gene STOX2, whose product is annotated as storkhead box 2. Lineage: Eukaryota; Metazoa; Chordata; Mammalia; Artiodactyla; Ziphiidae. The record is from RefSeq and is a predicted model, not a curated record. Gene Ontology annotation, molecular function: DNA-binding transcription activator activity, RNA polymerase II-specific; RNA polymerase II transcription regulatory region sequence-specific DNA binding. Gene Ontology annotation, cellular component: nucleus; cytoplasm. The coding region runs from base 1480 to 4260 and encodes 926 amino acids. Gene Ontology annotation, biological process: positive regulation of transcription by RNA polymerase II. The transcript is spliced from 4 exons.